This is a messenger RNA of Fusarium redolens, 345 nucleotides long. RefSeq lists its product as uncharacterized. The record is from RefSeq and is a predicted model, not a curated record. The transcript has a single exon. Lineage: Eukaryota; Fungi; Ascomycota; Sordariomycetes; Hypocreales; Nectriaceae. Bases 1 to 345 code for a protein of 114 amino acids.
AUGUCGCAGCCAUUAUCCGUCACCCAGCCCACGCAUCUGCACACCUUGUGGCGCCCAAAGACUUCCAGUAGAUUACAGAGACUCAUCGAACGGCUCACCCGCAAGCCAGAUACGCAAGGCAACCGUGGACUGUUCCUUGAGUACCGUGACGACUAUUCCAUGAAACGAUUGGGACACAUGCUUUGUUUGAUGGUACCAUUGGCCGAUAAGAGCCCAGAGGAGAGACGGGCGGAUCUUCACGCUGAAAUGAAAAAGGAGGGGCUCAGUAAAUACUGGGAGUUUGCGAUACAGGCGCUUUCUACCUCGCCGAAUGAAGUGGAUGAGAGGUUGUACAACGUGGAAUAG